This is a messenger RNA of Podarcis muralis (Common wall lizard), 2507 nucleotides long. Its product is annotated as glycoprotein-N-acetylgalactosamine 3-beta-galactosyltransferase 1-A-like. The record is from RefSeq and is a predicted model, not a curated record. Gene Ontology annotation, cellular component: membrane. Lineage: Eukaryota; Metazoa; Chordata; Lepidosauria; Squamata; Lacertidae. Gene Ontology annotation, molecular function: N-acetylgalactosaminide beta-1,3-galactosyltransferase activity.
AGGCCGGCUCGGGUAGCCCAGGGCAGAAGCGCUGUGGCUCCUCGGUGACCGCGCAGAGGCAUCGUGAAGAAAGAGCGUAGCCGGAGUUGCUGGCUGAUUUCCACCCUCUCCCAAUCGGUGCAUCUGGGGGGGGUGCAAAAAAAGGCCACAUGAAGCACUCUGCUCUUCCCGUCCUCCACUCCUGACACUGGCCGCAGGUGGCUAUGGGGUUCCUUGGCUCCAAGAGCUCCUUGUUGGCGUUCCACCUAGGCCUCAUCGCUGGCUUUGUCAGCACCUUCUACCUCAUGGGCAACCUGACAUGGGAAGGGCCCCCACGCCUUGGCACCCAGCUGCCGCGUGGCUACAAGGACCCGGAGUGGAUUGUCGAUAGAUCAGCUCUCUUCAGCGUGGCACACCCGCACCUGGAAGGUGAGGAGAGCAGCAUGGCUGACGAGCUGUAUGACAAGGUGCGGAUCCUGUGCUGGGUGAUGACAGGCCCCAGUAACUUGGAGACGAAGGCUCGCCACGUCAAGGCCACCUGGUCGCGCCACUGCAACGUGGUCCUCUUCAUGAGCUCCGUGCAAGAUGACAACUUCCCCACUGUCGGGCUGGGGACCAAGGAAGGCCGGGACCAGCUCUACUGGAAAACCAUCCGGGCUUUCCAGUACGUGCAUCAGCACCACUUGGAGCAGGCGGACUGGUUCCUCAAGGCCGACGACGACACCUUUGUGGUGGUGGACAACCUCCGGUGGCUGCUCUCCAACUACACCGCCGACAGGCCCAUCUACUUUGGCAAGCGCUUCCGGCCCUUCGCCAAGCAAGGCUACAUGAGCGGGGGAGCCGGCUACGUCCUCAGCAAAGAGGCCCUGCGGCGCUUUGUGGCUGGUUUUGAAUCCAAGGUGUGCAGCCACACGACUUCAGUGGAGGACCUUGCCCUGGGCCAGUGCAUGGAGAAGAUGGGUGUGGAGGCUGGGGACUCGCGGGACACAGAGGGGAGAGAGACCUUCCAUCCUUUCGUGCCGGAAUCUCACCUGACGGAGAAGUUCUCAAAAAGCUUCUGGUACUGGAACUACUGCUAUUACCCCAUUGUGGAGGGUCCCCAGUGCUGCUCCGACUUGGCCGUCUCCUUUCACUACGUGAGUUCAGAGUUGAUGUACACCUUGGAAUACCUGUGCUACCACCUUCGCGCUUACGGCUACAGGUAUCGCUACCACCCGCCUUUGCCUGAGAAUGCUGCUCAUCUCCAGCCCCGCCCUCGGGGGGAAGCCCCGGAGAGGACCAAUAGUACUACACUGCAGACUGAGAAGAAGGUGUAGGGGCGGAUCCCUGGCACGUGACCCUUGAGCAGAGCGGCCCAGCCCAGCCAUCCUUGGACAAGACCAGUGCCCCUGUUAUGGGGCCAUCUACACAGGAAAAAGCCACAAGAGCUGAGCAGGAGACAAGCCGAGAGAUUUCUUUUGAUCCCUAAAGGUGUGUGUGCACGCACACUUGCCACACAAGGGGUCUUGCACAUGGCAGAGGAGCCAUUUUUAUUUGUGUGCUGAGAAGCAAAUGUCUGGCCUACUAUGGCACUGCUUGGCCUAUCCUAUGCUCGCUCGUUUUCCUACUGCAAACUGGAGAGGCCCAAGCCUUCCAUGCGCUGUAAAGCAGUUUCUUGCUUAGUAAGUGCUCUUGAUGCACUGGGGUGGGGAGACUGGUCCCUGGGUGGUGGGGAAGAAGAGGGGAUAGAGGGGCUCUUGUGGGUCCUGGAAGGGAGAGCCGAACUCACAAGGGGGUGGUGCCUGCCGCCAUCACAAGAAUGAGGCACAACUGCAUGGCCAUAGACUGAGCAAGGAGAGCACCACAGCGUAGGGCUUGGGUUUUACCACUGGAGAAAGAAUAGUAAGGGUCCUGGCUGGUCAGUGGUUGGUGCCAUUGUGGUAAGAGGGACCCAGCACUACAAGAGGGGGACGCACGGUCCGUUUGCACCCUUGCAAGCUGUGUUCGGGGCCUCGCAGUUGAUAUUAUAGGAUGAAGUGCUUGUAUCUCCUGUGCCUGCAAUUUCCCCCCAUUAUUAGGUUUCUUGAUACCAGAGCCUAAUAAUUAAGCCAUCUGCCUUUAACGUCAACACGUUCCAAGUCGGGGUUCUUCACUCUUGGGUCCCCAGAUGUUGUUGGACCACGAGUCCCAUCAGUCCCAGCCAACAUAGCCUUGUUGUUCAAGGGAAAGAGAAGGAGAGAAUAGGAAGAACAGAGAGCUGGCAGGUAAGCAAUUAAAAAAGGUAGGGGAAUGUUUUUUUUUUAAAGUGGCAGUUUGUGGCUUAAGGCAGGUCCCAAAUCCGGAAAGGCUAAAGACCUGGGAGCCUGCAGUUGUUUCUCAACUGCACAUUCCAUCAUCCUCGACCAUUGGCCGUGCUGGCUGGGGCAGAUGGGAGUUGUAGUUCCGCAGCAUCUGGAAGGCAACAGCUUCACCACUCCUUGUAUGAGACACCCUAACUGUGCAUGGUCCUCAACAUUCACAUGAAUAAAGAUGCUGCUGUAUUAUGGCCA